Molecule: messenger RNA, 3930 nt
Organism: Pelobates cultripes (western spadefoot toad)
Lineage: Eukaryota; Metazoa; Chordata; Amphibia; Anura; Pelobatidae
Source: the annotation of a GenBank genome assembly
AUGUCCCUGUCACUGAGUGCUAAACACCAGAGACAGCGACAUCCUGCAAUGUCCCAGCCACUGAGUGCUAAACACCAGAGACAGCGAUAUCCUGCAAUCUCCCUGCCACUGAGUGCUAAACACCAGAGACAGCGAUAUCCUGCCGGUGAGUUCUAAUUCCAGUCCGAGUACCUACCCCUCCGAACUGGAAACGAACAGCAUUGUCAGAGCACCGGAAGUAAUACCUGUUACCAUAGCAACCGUGUCUGCAGGUCAGUAAACCUCAAUAUUACCAACACUGUGUGACACUAUAUGGGGGUUACAGGAUAAUAUCUGGGGUGCAGGCACUGUGUGACACUAUAUGGGGGUUAGAGGAUAAUAUCUGGGGUGCAGGCAGUGUGUGACACUAUAUGGGGGUUACAGGAUAAUAUCUGGGGUGCAGGCAGUGUGUGACACUAUAUGGGGGUUAGAGGAUAAUAUCUGGGGUGCACGCACUGUGUGACACUAUAUGGGGGUUACAGGAUAAUAUCUGGGGUGCAGGAACUGUGUGACACUAUAUGGGGGUUAGAGGAUAAUAUCUGGGGUGCAGGCACUGUGUGACACUAUAUGGGGGUUAGAGGAUAAUAUCUGGGGUGCAGGCACUGUGUGACACUAUAUGGGGGUUACAGGAUAAUAUCUGGGGUGCAGGCACUGUGUGACACUAUAUGGGGGUUACAGGAUAAUAUCUGGGGUGCAGGCACUGUGUGACACUAUAUGGGGGUUACAGGAUAAUAUCUGGGGUGCAGGCACUGUGUGACACUAUAUGGGGGUUACAGGAUAAUACAGGAUAAUAUCUGGGGUGCAGGCACUGUGUGACAUUAUAUGGGGGUUACAGGAUAAUAUCUGGGGUGCAGGCACUGUGUGACACUAUAUGGGGGUUACAGGAUAAUAUCUGGGGUGCAGGCACUGUGUGACACUAUAUGGGGGUUACAGGAUAAUAUCUGGGGUGCAGGCACUGUGUGACACUAUAUGGGGGUUACAGGAUAAUAUCUGGGGUGCAGGCACUGUGUGACACUAUAUGGGGGUUACAGGAUAAUAUCUGGGGUGCAGGCACUGUGUGACACUAUAUGGGGGUUACAGGAUAAUAUCUGGGGUGCAGGCACUGUGUGACAUUAUAUGGGGGUUACAGGAUAAUAUCUGGGGUGCACGCACUGUGUGACACUAUAUGGGGGUUACAGGAUAAUAUCUGGGGUGCAGGCACUGUGUGACACUAUAUGGGGGUUACAGGAUAAUAUCUGGGGUGCAGGCACUGUGUGACACUAUAUGGGGGUUACAGGAUAAUAUCUGGGGUGCAGGCACUGUGUGACACUAUAUGGGGGUUACAGGAUAAUAUCUGGGGUGCACGCACUGUGUGACACUAUAUGGGGGUUACAGGAUAAUAUCUGGGGUGCAGGCACUGUGUGACACUAUAUGGGGGUUACAGGAUAAUAUCUGGGGUGCAGGCACUGUGUGACACUAUAUGGGGGUUACAGGAUAAUAUCUGGGGUGCAGGCACUGUGUGACACUAUAUGGGGGUUACAGGAUAAUAUCUGGGGUGCAGGCACUGUGUGACACUAUAUGGGGGUUACAGGAUAAUAUCUGGGGUGCAGGCAGUGUGUGACAUUAUAUGGGGGUUACAGGAUAAUAUCUGGGGUGCACACUGUGUGACAUUAUAUGGGGUUACAGGAUAAUAUCUGGGGUGCAGGCACUGUGUGACACUAUAUGAGGGUUACAGGAUAUCUGGGGUGCACGCACUGUGUGUCAUUAUAUGGGGGUUACAGGAUAAUAUCUGGGGUGCACGCACUGUGUGACACUAUAUGAGGGUUACAGGAUAAUAUCUGGGGUACAGGCACUGUGUGACACUAUAUGGGGGUUACAGGAUAAUAUCUGGGGUGCAGGCACUGUGUGACACUAUAUGGGGGUUACAGGAUAAUAUCUGGGGUGCAGGCACUGUGUGACAUUAUAUGGGGGUUACAGGAUAAUAUCUGGGGUGCACGCACUGUGUGACAUUAUAUGGGGGUUACAGGACAAUAUCUGGGGUGCACGCACUGUGUGACAUUAUAUGGGGGUUACAGGAUAAUAUCUGGGGUGCAGGCACUGUGUGACAUUAUAUGGCGGUUACAGGAUAAUAUCUGGGGUGCACGCACUGUGUGACAUAAUAUGUGGGGUGAACGCAUUGUGUGACAUUUGGUGGUUACAGGAUUAAAUCUGGCAGCCACUAGAGGCACGUCGUGGCACUGACCCAGUAAUACUCUGUAAUGUGGUAAGGAAACUCAUAGGACAGCAUUGGAUUUUGUGCUUUGCUAUGAGAAACAUUGAGGCGUACAUCUCAUCUUGAAUUGGACCAUCGCCGCAGGAGCCUAUUCCUCCUUUAUUACGAUGUGUGUGGGGGGAGACGUGACCAGACCCGAGGGAACUAGGUGCUGGAAAAAGGAGCCUAAAGCUUUAUUUUGUACAUUUUAAUGGAAAGCGUGGGUCUGUAUACAACUAGGGACAGUGGUACUAUGGUGCUAGGAACACCAUUUUGUAUUGCUAACGCCAUCGUGUUGAUUAGUAUUGAGCCCAUGCUGAGAUACCUUUGUAACAUAUCUGUGCAUUUCAGAAUACAGCAUGGCUGAAGGGGAACAGCUCAUCUCCCUGGAUUAUGAAGUGUUUGGGAAGGUUCAGGGAGUUUUCUUCCGCAAGCACACUCAGGUAAUAUAUCUCUGUCUGAAACAAAGCCACCAUUCAGUACGAUAGCAUGGGAAUGAAUCUUAGUACAGACACAAUGAAACCUAUCUACCUCCAUAACCACAGACAGACAUAACCAGAGUCAUUCAGUUUACCUCAAUAUAUAACCAAAAUCCAUCUACCUCAAUAUACACAGACAGAGAUGCACACAAUCCAUCUACCUGUAUAUACACAGACAGAGAUACACACAGUCCAUCUACCUCUAUAUACACAGACAGAGAUGCACACAAUCCAUCUAUCUAUAUAUAUAUAUAUAUAUAUAUAUAUAUAUAUAUAUAUAUAUAUAUAUAUAUAUAUAUAUAUAUAUAUAUAUAUAUAUAUAUAUAUAUACACACAUACGCUCAGCCACCUACAUUUUGUUUGCCCUGUCUUUGUCACUCUAGGCACAGGGAGAACGCCUGGGUCUGGUGGGCUGGGUUCAGAACACUGACAGCGGAACAGUUAGGGGGCAGCUUCAAGGCCCAAGCAGCAAAGUACGAGAGAUGCAGGAAUGGUUACAGAAGAAAGGAAGUCCAAAAUCCAAAAUCACCAAAGUGCAUUUCCAGAAUGAAGAGAAGAUCCUGCGCGUUGAGCACAGUGCCUUCACCAUUCACAAGUGAUACUAUCCAGUACUCCGAGAGUUAACUGCCCUACAGUCCACCAGGGUUUAAUCAACUGCUCUUCACACUCCAUUGUUUUAAGCAGAGGUGCUGUCCUCCAGGCUCAAUAAAACUCUGCAGUUCUCACUGGUUUCCACUAAACUCAGAUUAUUAUCUUAAUAAACCAAAAUGGCAAAUCUGAGGGUAAACUAGCCAGUCUGCAACUAAUACUGAGUUAGAUAUGUUUCCAAAUUUGCUAGUUUUGGCUCAGUUUUUCCAUUUCCAUUUAAUUUGCUAAAAUGGUGCUUAGUGAAUAAAACAUUAAGGGUAAAUGCAGUUAUAAUCUUCCUGGUGUUAAUAAAGAAUUGGAGUCCACUAUAGGUUAAUAAAAACAUUACAGUUGUGGAAGGGUUAAUGCAGAGCUUGCACUCUUUGUGUAUAUUGACGUGUUCACAGGGGCUGCAUGUUUGCUAUGUGGCAUGGACUUAGUGUUGCAUGCAUAUACAACUUGUCAUGCCUUUAUUCAUGUUUUGGUGGUAUAUUUAUUACUUCGGGCUUCUUGUUUCCAUCAUCAAAGGAGACCGCUCACUUGGAAAAUUGUACAGUAAACUAUAGUUAAAGAUUA